AUGAAUUUAAAUAUCUUUAUAAUAACUUCUUAUUCAUUUUUUGAUCAAGAUUUGGAGAAAUUAUUUUUAUGUAAUUUGAAAUAUCAAGAUUUUCUGAAAAAUUUUAAAAAUUAUGAGAAUUAUUCAAAAUUAUCAUCAAAUUACAAAUUAGACAAGUCAAAGCAUUGGAUUACAAAUGUGACUCAUUUAUUCAAAUUCUCAAGAGAGUUCAAGAAUUUCAUCAAGAGAUAUACAAAUUAUUAUUUAUUAAACUGUUUAAUAUUCGUAUCAAUAGAAUUUUUACCAGAAAAGAUAGCUUCAGUCGUAUUAGGUUUUAUAUCAUUUCAGACAUUUGUUGAUAAAUUUGGAACAGUUUUUUCAAUCAUAUUGGUCACAAUUUUACAAAUGUCAAAUUAUCAUUAUACUGUUUUAAUUUUAACAACAUUUUAUGGAUCUUGGAAUUUAUCUGAAGAUUUAUUAAUACCAUAUUUCAAUAAAAUACAUUUCACAAUGUCAGAACAAAAUCAAUGGUUAAAUACAAGAAAAGGUGUUUUAUUUGGAAUUGGAUUAGUUUAUUAUAUUAUGAUGCAAAAAUUCCCAUUAAUAUCGUUUAUCAUAUACUCAAAUGCAUUUUUCAACAUGGGGUUUCUAAUUACCAAAAUCACCAAUGAAAUACCCGAUAAUUCUAAAAGUCUAGGUACUUGGUCAAUAACAGAAAGUGUAUGGGACGGUCAUGAUAAAUUUUUGGGAGAGUCUUUAACUUCUUAA
Molecule: messenger RNA, 747 nt
Organism: Lodderomyces jiufengensis
Lineage: Eukaryota; Fungi; Ascomycota; Pichiomycetes; Serinales; Debaryomycetaceae
Exons: 1
Coding region: 1-747 (248 amino acids)
Source: RefSeq, a predicted model, not a curated record